This is a messenger RNA of Adineta steineri, 276 nucleotides long. The record is from the annotation of a GenBank genome assembly. NCBI's taxonomy places the organism in Eukaryota, Metazoa, Rotifera, Eurotatoria, Adinetida, Adinetidae.
AUGGCCUAUAUGAAGUAUAUUAUUUUUUUACUUAGUGUAAUAUGUAUUACAGAUGCUGCUGUUACAUGUGGAACUAAUGAAUAUAUGGAACGAUGUGGACGACCAUUUUCAUGUCAACCAACAUGUGCUGAACCGAAUCGAACAGUAGUAUGUUCAAUGUUUAUAUGUGCAAGAGGUUGUGAAUGUAAUAAAGGAUGUGUACGAAUGACAGAUCAGGACGAAGACAAUCCAUGUAUUGAAAUUGCUCAAUGUCCUGGACAAAUAAUCAAUAAAUGA